CGUCACGGUAAACAUUGCGCGUCUCGACAACAUAAAAUACCAUCUUCGCAACGUCAAUUCCGUCAAUUCAGUAAGUAUCCAUAAUGGCGUCUCAAAUUCUCUCAAACGUGGCUGAAAAGGCGAAGAGCAUGACUGGCGAGAAAUCUCAAAAGGCCGCUGACCUCGCGGGGGUCACUAAGGAUGUUCACGAUCCCAGUUACAAAAUGACGACCGACAAUGGCGUAAAGCAAACCAACACCGAUGACUGGCUGAAGGUGGUGAGCGAUGACAAGACUGGUCCUGCGCUUUUGGAGGAUUCCUUUGGCCGCGAGAAGAUUCACCGAUUUGACCACGAGCGCAUCCCAGAGCGAGUAGUACAUUCACGAGGCUCCGGUGCCUUUGGUAAAUUCACUCUCUUCGAGUCGGCCGCCGACGUUACCUCUGCAGGCGUCCUUACCGACACCUCCCGCGAGACCCCAGUAUUCCUCCGAUUCUCUACUGUCCUUGGUAGCCGUGGCUCGGCGGAUACAGUUCGAGAUGUUCGAGGCUUUGCCAUCAAAUUCUACACCGAAGAAGGUAACUGGGACAUUGUUGGAAACAACAUCCCAGUCUUCUUCAUUCAAGAUGCCAUGAAGUUUCCAGAUGUCAUCCACGCCGGCAAGCCAGAACCGGACAACGAGAUCCCUCAAGCUCAGUCAGCUCAUAACAAUUUUUGGGACUUUAUUUUCAUGCAUUCGGAGGCCACGCACAUGUCCUUCUGGGCCAUGUCCGACCGUACCAUCCCGCGAUCGUACCGCAUGAUGCAAGGUUUCGGAGUCAAUACGUUCACGCUCAUCAACGACAAAGGUGAAAGGCACUUUGUCAAAUUCAUCUUCACUCCUGAGUUGGGUGUCCACAGCUUUGUCUGGGAUGAGGCGCUCAAGAUCGCUGGCCAGGACCCUGACUUCCAUCGUAAAGAUCUGUGGACGGCCAUUGAAAACGGCGCCUACCCGAAGUGGAAGUUCGGAAUCCAGGUCAUCCCUGAGGCUAAGGAGCACGACUUUGAAUUCGACAUCCUUGAUGCUACCAAGGUCUGGCCUGAGGAGCUGGUUCCUAUCCGAUACAUCGGUGAACUCGAGUUGAACAGGAACCCUGACGAGUUCUUCACCCAGACCGAGCAGGUUGCUUUCUGCACAAGCCACAUGGUUCCUGGUAUUGGACAGAGCAACGAUCCCCUUCUACAGGGACGUAACUUCUCCUACCAGGAUACACAACUUUCUCGUCUUGGUGUCAACUGGCAAGAACUCCCUAUCAACAAGCCUGUCUGCCCUGUCAUGAACUUCAACCGAGAUGGCGCUAUGCGACACACAAUCACCAAGGGCAAGGCCAACUACUGGCCCAACCGAUUUGAGGCUGUACCUCCCGCGAAGCCCGAGGAGGGUGGCUACGUCGACUUCCCAGAGAAGAUUGCCGGAAUCAAGGCCCGCCUGCAGACCAAGAAGUUCAGAGAGCACAAGAACCAUGCUGAGCUUUUCUACAACUCUAUGUCUGAGCCUGAAAAGUCGCAUAUGGCUGAUGCGUUUGCUUUUGAGCUAGACCAUUGUGAUGACCCCGUCGUCUACAAGCGCAUGGUCGAGCGUCUCUGCGAGAUCGAUCUUGAGCUUGCUCAGAAGGUUGCUGAUAUGGUCGGCGCUGACGUCCCCACUGAACAGACACGACCCAAGCAUAACCAGAAGGCCAAGGGUCUUUCUCAGCUCGAGUACAUGCCUUCUGUACCCACCAUCGCCACUCGCAUGGUUGCUAUUCUCAUCGCAGAUGGCUACGACAAGAUUGCAUACAACGGCAUCAAGGCUGCAUUGACAGCUGCUGGUGCCCUGCCAUUCACCAUCAGCCCACGGAGGAAUAAGAUCUACGCCGACGGCGAGGAGAAGGGCGGCUCCGGCGGAGUUGUUGCCGACCACCACCUUGAGGGUAUGCGCUCCACAAUGUUCGACAGUGUUUUCGUUCCCGGCGGUGCCAAGUCUGUUGAGACUCUCCGCAAGAACGGCCGCGCUGUUCACUGGGUCCGCGAAGCAUUCGGUCACUUGAAGGCUAUUGGUGCUACUGGUGAGGCCGUCGACUUCGUCAAGCAGGCUGUCGACCUUCCUGGCAUGGAGUUCUCGACCACCGGCGAUGUUGUGGAAUCAUAUGGCGUUGUCACUUCCUCGCAGGUCCAGCCCGAGAGCUUCUCGGAGGCUGUUAAGAUGGCGAAGGGUGCUACGGGCUUCUUGUCUGCCUACACAUUCGCCAUUUCGCAGCACAAGAACUUUGACCGUGAGUUGGCAGGGUUGAACAAGCUUGUUGCUUAUUAGUCGGUCGAUAUUUCUGCACCGCCGUUGUGGUGGAGAAUGUUAUGAUCACGUUGGGUUCUGCCUUGCAUGAAUCUUAUGUAGUUACGAUAAUGAUACCACUUUUCUAUUC
Messenger RNA from Dothidotthia symphoricarpi CBS 119687, 2418 nucleotides. RefSeq names its product catalase A. Gene Ontology annotation, cellular component: cytosol. Gene Ontology annotation, molecular function: heme binding; catalase activity. The coding region runs from base 84 to 2309 and encodes 741 amino acids. The record is from RefSeq and is a predicted model, not a curated record. Gene Ontology annotation, biological process: hydrogen peroxide catabolic process; response to oxidative stress. The transcript is spliced from 2 exons. Lineage: Eukaryota; Fungi; Ascomycota; Dothideomycetes; Pleosporales; Dothidotthiaceae.